AUGGCAGCCUCCCAGCUGGCGGCGCUGGAAGGAAUGGAGUCGAGGACCAGGGAGCUGCCCCUGAGUGAGGGCAGCCCCAGCUGCCUGUAUUCCGAGGGCCAGCGGCUGGCCCUGGAGGCGCUGCUGAGCGAUGGCACAGAGGCCUUCCAGGCGUGCAUGCAGCGUGAGGGGCUGCGGCCCUUCCUGAGCAGCGAGGAGCUCCAUGACCUGGCAGUGGCAGCUGAAGACUGGGCAACAACUAAGCAGGAGCCCAGCAGGGCAGCCGAGGGAGCCAGGACCACCUCCACCGAGGGGGACUUGGACAGCCUGACUUACUGGCCUGGACAGUCAGACGAAACGGUGCCCAUGCUGCGGCUGGGCUGGCCAGACGAUUCUGCCUGGAAGGGGAUCACCCGAGCACAGCUGUUCACACAGCCCCCCGGCGAGGGCCAUCCACCCCUCAAGGACCUGGUGCGUCAGGAAAUCCACGCUGCCCACAAGCUGGUGGCAGUGGUCAUGGACAUCUUCACUGACCCAGACCUGCUUUUGGACCUGGUGGAUGCCGCCACUCGCCGCUGGGUGCCCGUCUAUCUGCUCCUGGACCGCCUGAAGCUGCCUGCCUUCCUGACACUGGCCCAGCAGCUGGGGGUGAACCCCUGGGCCACUGAGAACCUGGAUAUCCGCGUGGUGCGGGGCUGCAGUUUCCAGAGCCGCCGGUGCCGCCAGGUGAGUGGCAGCGUGCGGGAGAAGUUUGUGCUGCUGGAUGGAGACAGAGUCAUCUCGGGAUCCUACAGUUUCACCUGGAGCGACUCCCGCCUACACCGCGGCCUGGUCACCCUGCUGACUGGGGAGAUCGCUGACGCUUUCAGUCAUGAGUUCCGGGCACUGUACGCGGCCUCCCGGCCACUUCCUCCGGCGCCGACCCCAGGCCCCUUCGUCGGCCCUGGGGGGCUGCGGCUGGCCCACAGCCCACACCGCGUGGUCCACCGCCGCUCUGUGGCCCCUGUGUCGCCACCACCACUGCCUGACACCUCACUGGCCCAGCGCUUGGCCGCCUGCAGAGUGGAGGGGAACAGGCAGGAGACUCGGGCCACCCCAUGCCCCGCGCUCAGUGACAUCCUGAGGAAUGUGCAGCGUACCCGGACCACCAGCGGUCCCCCUGCCCGGCCCAGCCGAUCCCUGUGGGACCUGAGCCGCCUGUCCCAGGGGUCGGGCUCCAGUGAUGGUGACAACAAUGAGCUCAAGAAGUCCUGGGGCUCCAAGGACACCCCAGCCAAGGCCUUGAUGAGGCAACGGGGCACUGGAGGGGGCCCCUGGGGUGAGGCCGACUCCCGUCCACUGUCCUGGGGCGGCCUGCACCCCCUGACACCUACCGGCCGCCGCCUCUAUCUGCCGUCCACCCGAAGGAGGUUUGGGGAAGAUGCUGUGUUCCAGCGCUCAGAACCCAGGGGCAUUCAGCAUCUGGACUGGACACCUCGGGCAGGACCUAGGGGGCAACCUUGACCAGCCCCCCAGUGAGGAUUCCAGGAUAACCCAAGUGCGAAGCUCCCUACCUUGCUCUUGUGCCUUGGCCAAGGUUUCUGAACUCAGGGUGGGGGGAAACAAGGGAUUUUCCCUACUUGACCUAGAACUUGGGACAAUCCACUGCAGACCUCAGGGUACUGCGAGGAGCAGGGCCCAUCUUGGUCAAGCCUGCUCAAAGCUUUUCUGCUGGCCCACCUGGCUGAGUGGACCUCUGCUGGGAGUAUAUAUGGGGAGUCCUUCAGACAAAAGGGGAGACUUCUGCACCCACAUGCUGGGGAGCUGUGGGUAAACUGAGCUUGGCCAGAGAGAGACCCCGAACAUGUUGGGAGGGCUGAAUAAUGAGGGACUGGAAAUGUGGGGGGACGUGCUCAGGGCCACAGAGAGCCCAGUUGGGUGAUCUGUUGUUACUUCUGCUCAGAAUUAAGCAGCUUCAUGCCAGCAACUUGCUUUCCACAGCCUAAAGCCACAGGACACUCAGGGGUCCAGGACCCCCCAGGCUACCCUCCCCAAGAACCCAGGAGUUGGGGCACAGCCCUCCUGGCAUGGGGGAGCCAGGUGCCCCGUGCUGGCCUCCCAGCAGCACCUUUGCCUCUGGGCAGGGCUUCUGAGUCACCGACCCCCUCGGCGAGCCGGAUGGGGAAGCCGACCUCGCC
This is a messenger RNA of Talpa occidentalis (Iberian mole), 2156 nucleotides long. It is a transcript of the gene SACK1E, whose product is annotated as family with sequence similarity 83 member E. NCBI's taxonomy places the organism in Eukaryota, Metazoa, Chordata, Mammalia, Eulipotyphla, Talpidae. The record is from RefSeq and is a predicted model, not a curated record.